This is a messenger RNA of Prorocentrum cordatum, 1029 nucleotides long. The record is from the annotation of a GenBank genome assembly. Lineage: Eukaryota; Dinophyceae; Prorocentrales; Prorocentraceae.
AUGGAUACCGAGCUCAUCCUGGCCUACGUGGUACUCGCCCUGUCGCUGGUGGCCCUGUACUUUGGCUGGAUGGUCUGGAGGCUCGUGGACACGAGCUGCCCCACGCUCUCCCGUCCAGAGGCGGCCAGGUGGCCGCGGUCGCUGCGGUGGAUGGUCGCCCUCACUGUGGGCACGGGGUGCUUGCUGGUCAUGCAGGUGCUGCUCGGGAUCAGCCUGGGGGCCCUGGCGCUGCUGGCCGACUCCGCCCACGGCGCCGCGGACUUCGCCAGCUACAUGCUAGCCUCGUUCGUCGAGUACUUCAAGUUCCGGUUCGGGGCGGGCGCCUUCAACCCCAAGGCCUCCGCGCAGCUCGACCGGGCCUCCGCCGGAUUCAGCGUCUUGAUCGUGAUGGCGACGAGCAUCUGCGUCUGCGCCGAGGCGGCGAGGAGCCUGCGCGCAGCCGAGCCCCCAGACGCGAAGGACGGCCUCGGGUCCGCCAUGCUGGUGGUGGCAACCCUCGGCAUGGCCCUGAACGGCUCCCUGCUCGCGCUCAAGAUGUGGAUGGACUCGCAGCCACUGCAGCCAGAGGCGAUCGCCCCUGCGGCCCUGCCGGAGGACGUGCCGCAGGACGCGCCCUCGCGGGAACGCCGGGCCGCUCGCCAGGGCUCAGGCGCCAAGGUGCCGCGCUUCUGCACCCCGGGAGGGGGCGAGAAGGUGCAGAUGAGCCUCCACGCCGCGUUCCACCCCGGGUGCCAAGACGGGCAGUGCGCGCUUGGCGCCGAGCACAACCUCAACGUGUACGGCGUGGUCCUCCACGUCGCCACCGACGUCGCGAGGACGUUCCUCAUGGCGGUCGCGGGAGGGCUGCUGAAAGCAGGCGUCUUCAAGAACUCCGCCUACGUCGACGCCAUCUGCGCCUGGAUGAUCGCCGGGUGCGUCACGCUGGGCUCCGUGUGGAUGCUCGGUGCCGCCUGCAGGGGCCCGGACCAGCCGCCCGCGGGCUGGAAGGGCCGCGGCGCCCAGGGCGAGGCCUCCUACGGGGCCGCCUGA